Rhineura floridana is the source of this 4247-nucleotide messenger RNA. It is a transcript of the gene ST8SIA6, whose product is annotated as ST8 alpha-N-acetyl-neuraminide alpha-2,8-sialyltransferase 6. NCBI's taxonomy places the organism in Eukaryota, Metazoa, Chordata, Lepidosauria, Squamata, Rhineuridae. Bases 399 to 1607 code for a protein of 402 amino acids. Gene Ontology annotation, molecular function: alpha-N-acetylneuraminate alpha-2,8-sialyltransferase activity. The record is from RefSeq and is a predicted model, not a curated record. Gene Ontology annotation, biological process: oligosaccharide metabolic process; N-glycan processing. The transcript is spliced from 9 exons.
AGAUGGCCGCCGAGGGGACGCGCUCCUAGGGCUGGGAUGAGGCGCCUCCGGCGUUCCGCUCCCAAUCUGCUUCGGCAGACCCGGAGGAGGCGAAGCUGAUGUCAGGAGCCGCCGGAGGGGGUUGGCGGCGGCGGCAGCGCCGGAGCUGGAGCGACUGCGGGCGGAGCGGAGAGGCAGAAGCGAGGGAGGGCGCGUGAGAAGAGCGAGUCGAGCCUGGGCUGGCCAUCGCCGCCCCUCCUUUGCCCGCCCGCCCGCCCGCCCGGGUCCUGACGGGGUCGCCUUCGCUGCAGUGGGAGGCGGGCUGGGGGUGGGGGGCGCGGGUGCUGCUGCUGCUCCUCCUCCUCCUGCUGGAGCUGUCGGAGUGAGCGGCUGUGGCCAGGCGCUUUCCCACCGCCGCGAUGCGGGCGAUCAUAGCCCUGGCGGCUCUGCUCAGCAGCCUGCUCCUCUUCCUGUGCCUCGCGUGGCUUUCCGGCGAGGGCUCUGGCAGUGCCAGGAGUUGGGAGAAGAAGGAGGGCAGAGCGUCGACGGAUGGCACCCCCCGAGUGCUGAGAUCUCUCCGAUUGCCUUCGGCAUCUGCCCAGCUUGCUCCUCAGCUGGUCACCAACAGAAUGGCUCCCAAUCAAACUGGAAUUCAGAAGUCUGAGCAAGCCUCAAAAUGCAAAGAGAUGUGGAACAACAACUGGUCUUCAUCUAUCAAGAAGAAAAGAUAUUCUGAAGACUAUUAUCUGCAGAUAGUUGGGAAACUACAGAAUUGUACAUGGAAGAAGAGGCCACAAGAGUAUGCCAGAUUCAGGUCAGAGCUUGCCUCCUGCUGUGAUGCUGUUCACAACUUUAUAGCUUCUCAAAACAAUACCCCACUAGGAAGCAACAUGAGUUACGAAGUGGACAAUAAAAAAAACAUCCACAUCACAGAGGAAAUAUUCAGGAUGCUGCCACAGUUGCAGCCCCUGGAUUAUCCCUUUAAGCACUGUGCAGUGGUUGGAAAUGGGGGGAUCCUCAAGAAUUCUAGCUGUGGAGCAGAAAUUGAUAAAUCUGACUUUGUAUUUAGGUGUAACCUUCCUCCCACCAUGGAAAGUGUCAGCGAAGAUGUUGGCAAUAAGACAAACCUUGUGACCGUCAACCCAAGCAUUAUAGCACAGAAGUAUAACAAACUGAAUGAAAAGAAAAUCUUCCUGGAAAACAUUGCAAGCUAUGGUGAAGCUUUCCUUUUGCUACCAGCCUUUUCCUUCCGGAGCAAUACUGCCGCUUCUUUCAAAGUGCACCAAACUCUGAGAGAGUUCAGUGCAAAGCAAAAGGCCCUAUUUUUCUAUCCGAGAUAUCUCAGAAACCUUGCCCAGUUCUGGAGGACUAAAGGCGUCAAAGCCUACCGGUUGUCUUCAGGCUUUAUGAUCACCAGCGCUGCUAUGGAACUGUGUGAGAAUGUGAAGCUGUAUGGCUUCUGGCCUUUCUCGAAAAGCAUAGCGGGGAUGCCAAUCAGCCACCACUAUUAUGACAACCAACUGCCUAAGCCUGGCUUCCAUGCAAUGCCCAAAGAGUAUAAUCAGAUUCUUCAGCUCCAUGGAAGAGGCAUCCUCAAGCUGCAGUUUGGCAAAUGUCUAAGUGACUAGCCCAAGGUUCAAAGUAAUGAUUGCUAAGAAGAGAAUUUGUAUGCACCACUGCAGUUUGAUGUUGGAUUUGAUCAAAUGUCAACUUGUGAGCAUUAAAUUGUGCUACUCUAAUUCAGAAGUAUUUUGCACUUGAGGAUGGCACUCUUUUUAUUUUUAAUCUAGUGACAUGUGUGAUUGUAGAUUCUUGUAAUCUGCCUUUUCUUAUAUAAAGACAAAAUGUACAAAACCCAGAAUAUUCUCAGGAUGAUAGCUGUACGUUUCAUGUGUAAGGGUAUUUAUUGCUUUGUUAAUGCUAUCCAAGAUGGUAGAAAGCUGUCUGUUUUAGUAUUUUGGUACUAUAUGACUGCACCAUUUUUCUGAUCUGCAAACAUGGUUAUAUCUUCCGCUUGUGGUUUGAAGCAGUGUUUACCACCUUGUUUACUGUUGUAUCCAAAAGUCUGUGUUCUGAAUCUCUUAUAUUUUGUCAUAAGGAUUUCUUUAAACACGGAGAAAGAGUUUGGAUACCUGCCCAAGCAUUUCUGGUAUUGAGGGCAAACAAGCCAUGAUGGGGCAGCCAUGUCUAUUUUAUCCUUUAUCCUCACUUGCCACGUCAGAGUCAGGUUAAAGCAAAAAAUGGCUUUUUAAAAUGGGUAUAUAUGUUAGGGCUGGGCCAGGGGCAGAACUCUGAGGUGAGCCAGGAACCAAGCACUGUGGGACAAGCCAAUAGGACUGAAGAGUAAGUCCAAACCAGAAAGUAGGAUCAAGGAGUGAGUCAGAAGUCAGGACCGAAGAACAACCAAAGGACACAGGGACAUGCUAGAGCUCAGGAAGACCUUGUUGAUCAAGCAAAGGUUAAUUGGAAAAAAGAUGUUGUCUUAUAUACUUUUUUGCCCAGGAGGAUCCAAUCAGGGCUGGUUCUAAAGGGCGGCCAGGUGCGACACUGGCCCGAGGGCCCCUGGAGUUACAGGACCUUCACUCACCUUCCGUGAUGCAUGGCAGCAGCCGCGGAUCGCAGAGCAGGAGCUUCCACCUGCCCGCCAUUCCCUCGCCUCACCUACCUGUCUCCUGUCUUUUAGCAUUGCCCUUAAUGAAGAUGGCGGCCAAGGUUUCCCUAAGGUGGUGAAGCCCCUGCCGCCAUCUUGGUUGAUGGAAGAGAUGCGUGCAUAGGACGCACGCGUGCUAUCAACCAAGAUGGCGGCGGAGGCUUCAUCCCCUUAGGGAAACUGUGGCCGCCAUCUUGGUUAACAGCAAUGCUAAAAGACAGGUGACAGAUAGGUGGGGGGCAUGAGGGGCACGCACACACACGCACACACCAGGGCUCGGGGAAAGCUGAUGCCCAAGGGCCCCGGCAGGCCGGGGGCCAGCCCUAGAUCCAAUAACUAGCUUGGGUAAAUGGAGCCAGCCCUAGGCCUGAGGGCACAGAUGUGGGUGGAAUCAAUCUAGGACCUCAGGGUACAUCACCGAGAAGCUGUCACUGCAGUUCAGUUUCUUACCACAUAGGGCAGCUAUCCACAAUUCCUAGCAGCUCCUGACAAUAUGUGACUACAGUUCUCUACCACAAAUGUACUACAAAGGGUCCUAAGUCACAGUGAUAGAAGUUGCAGCGGUUUCAGGCUCCAUCUUGUAGUCCUGUGAAUCAGGGUAUUUUUUUUAAAAAAAAUGUAGAUAUAUAUCUAAUUGAUGCAUGUUUUAUAGAAGAGCUUCACAUCAGGCUCCUAGGUUAAAAUCCCUAAUGUUCAUUUCAUCAGAAUACCUAUUGAAAUUAAAUGAUUAAAAAGCCUUGCUUAAAUUUUCUUCUGUUAACGUGAGGCAAGAGAAAGGAAGUUACAUAAUGUUAUCUAAUAAAAACCUUGAUAUGUCCCAGGGCAACACUUACAGACCAUUUCUGGAGUUCUGUUAUCUAGAAGGAACAUGGCCUCUGAAAUAACUCUGUGGAUUCGCUUUUCUCUAGAAAAGAAAGACAGAGGAGGACUCUUUCUUGCAUUAAAAAGGGCACUGUAAUCCCAGGGGUGGAGAUAAUUUAUAUGCUGGACUUAAUUUUGGCCAGUAAAUGGAAUGCAGCCUACCCCAGCUGGGGCUCAUAGGAGUUGUGAUCCAAAACAGCGGGAGGGCACCAGCGAUGGAUGCCAUAUAUUGAGGUAAGGGUUACAUUCAGGGGUGUUUAUUGUACUAAUUACUACUCACAACCUCUGACCUCCUACAAUUGUCAUUGUAUUGAACACAAAAUCCUGAAUUUUCAUGAUUUUAUAGAUAGGCUCUGCAACUGUAUUCUCCCCUCAUCCCCAGAAAAAAAAAGUUCAGUGUCUUACCACUCUGCAUUUGAUGCUUUAAAAUAAAGCUGUGAUAUUGUUGUCUAUUUGUUGCUAAGCAUUUGACGGUCUUCAUGUAUGGAUAACUUCUCUUUCUGUGUGAUGUAUAGGGAGGAGUUUGUUACCACUCUUCUGUUUUUUAAUUUGAUUGUACUUUCGAGAUCAAGUUUUCUCAUCAGCCAGAUGAUGUCAAUGAUGCUUUGUACUGAUGAAGUGCCAAAGUGCCAAAGACUGUUUGCUUUCAUGGUCAUGAUGUAUGCAUUGGAUGUUGCACUCAUUGGAUGUUGCACUAACUAGAUGUGAAGUGGAAUAUUUUUGCAAAUUUUAUUUGGAAAUUAAAACGACGACAACA